Molecule: messenger RNA, 1701 nt
Organism: Symbiodinium natans
Lineage: Eukaryota; Dinophyceae; Suessiales; Symbiodiniaceae
Source: the annotation of a GenBank genome assembly
AUGUUCCCUUGUCCCCUUGACGUGGCAGGAGCUUGGUCCAUCUGGCGUGCCUUGGGCGUGAACUCUUUUGAAUUCGCUGGAGAUGCUGUUUCGUUGCUGCAAAUCAAAGCCAAUAUCCAAGCCAACCCAAGCAGGGCCAACACCAAGGGGUCGAGUUUGGCAUCAGAAAGGGCCAGGCUGAAGUCCUUGGCCGAGAGUCUGGCACGAGAGAGAGACGAGCUGGACAGAUGGAAGACCUCGGCUUUUGUGGAGAUAAGCGACCACAAAAGUGCUGUUGCUAAUGCAGCAGCUGCAGCACUUGCGCUUGAGAGCGGGAGCGUUGCCAAGAUGAGAUGGAAACUUGCGACUGCAAGAAUCGUGAAUCUCUUGGGUAAGCGCGACAAGAUGUCCCUGGUUGACAAGAUGAAAAAGAACAUGAAGUCGUCUAUGCUGGCAACGAGUGUGAAGACCGGAGUGCCAUGGUUACGCCGAGUGGUCACCAGCUACUCCUUCGAGCUGUUUUUUGUUUUCUUAAUCGUGCUGAACUGUAUCUCGAUGAUGGUGCAAAUCGAGAUGUUCGGGUUGUUCUUGGCCACUACUUUGGAUAUACAAACAUCAGCAACCACUGCUUACAGCGACGUCUUCUAUAACAUCGAGCUCGGUUUCGGAUUGGUAUUUUCGGUGGAGAUUCUUAUCAAGUUCUUUGCCUUCGGGUUGUGGGACUUCUGGAAGUAUGCCUGGAACUUGCUGGACUUGUUCAUUGCAAGCAUCCCAGUCCUUUCCUGGGCUGUCGACGCUGCCGGACUGGCGGUGGAGAUCAAUCCCAUGGUGUUGCUGCCUCAGCUGCGGCGCGCGGCCAGCUCUCUAUCACCAUACCUCCGGAUGCAGCAUGUGCGAGUGCUGAAGGUGAUCCAGCGUUUCGACUCGCUCCACCUCCUUUUGGGCUCGAUCAGAGCAUCUUUCGAUAUCCUCGCAUGGUCUGCACUCGUCUUGCUGAUCAUGAUGACGGUGUGUGCUCUAGCGUUGUCUCAGUUUCUUCAAGGGUGGAUCGAGGCUUCUGAAGGCGCGGACAAAGUCAUCCGACAAGAAGUCUGGGCGCUGUUUGGGACUGUUGGCCGCUCCAUCGUCUCGAUGUUUGAGCUGACACUUGCUAAUUAUUCAGGCAUCACCCGAUCCCUGAUGGAGAAUGUCAGUGCUUGGUUUGCUGCUGGAUCCCCGGAGAAGAUGUCGGUCGCGAUUCUGGUGUACAAGCUCGUGGUUGGCUUCGCAGUUCUUAAGGUCAUCACAGGUAUCUUCAUCCAGCAAACAAUGCGAGUGGCCAACGAGGAUGACGAACUCCUGCUGUUGCAGAAGAAGAGGCUCGUCGACAGCCAUGCCAAAGGGGUCAGCAUGUUGUUCCGAGAGUUGGAUUCCGAUGGCAGCGGUGCGCUGGACUUGACUGAGUUCAAGAGGGCCCUGAAGGAUUCACGGUUCAAAAUUUGGAUGGCGGCCCUGGAUCUGCAAUCCUCUGAUGCAGAAAAUCUCUUCAAGCUUCUCGAUGAUGGGGACGGACAGAUCUCUUAUCAAGAGUUCCUGGCCGGAGCGAAGCGCUUGAAAGGGACGGCGCAGUCGAUCGACCUGGUGACUUUGAUGCGGAGCUCUGGACAAAUGCAGGUUGAUAUUCAAGAGAUGCGAUCCUCUGUGGACAAGAUUGCAGAAAAGCUGUCGCUGAUGAGAAAAUGA